Molecule: messenger RNA, 1977 nt
Organism: Mugil cephalus (flathead mullet)
Lineage: Eukaryota; Metazoa; Chordata; Actinopteri; Mugiliformes; Mugilidae
Product: monocarboxylate transporter 9-like
Exons: 8
Coding region: 1-1554 (517 amino acids)
Biological process (GO): transmembrane transport; monocarboxylic acid transport
Molecular function (GO): monocarboxylic acid transmembrane transporter activity
Source: RefSeq, a predicted model, not a curated record
AUGUCUCCCCUGGACCCAGACCCUGGGUCUGAGGGGCCCCCGGCCCCUGAUGGUGGGUUUGAGCGACCCCCGGCCCCUGACGGUGGAUCUGAGCGACCCCUGACUCCUGAUGGUGGAUCUGAGCGACCCCCGGCCCCUGAUGGUGGGUGGGGCUGGGUGAUCGUGGUGGUGAGCUUCCUGGCUCUGAUGCUGGCGUAUGGCUCCCCCCAGUCGGUGGGAGUCCUGUACCCGGAGUGGCUGCUGGUCUACGGGGAGUCGAAGGCCACCACGGCCUGGGUGGGAUCCGUGGUGGCUGGAGUGGGACUCACUGUGGGUCCUAUCUGCAGUGUGUGUGUGGUGAACUUUGGUUCUCGUCCCGUCUCCAUAUUCAGUGGUCUGAUGGUGUCGGGGGGGUUGAUGCUGAGCGCCUUCGCCCCCAGCGUCUCCUUCCUCAUCUUCUCCUACGGCAUCGUGGUCGGAGUCGGUGCUGGACUCCUGUACUCAGCCACCAUCACCAUCACCUGCUCCUACUUUGACAAGAGGCGAGGCCUGGCCCUGGGGAUAAUCACCACAGGUGGGAGCGUGGGCAGCUUCCUGUACUCGUCCCUGCAGAGUGAGCUGGUCCAGAGGUUGGGUCUGGACGGCUGCCUGCUCAUCGUCGGCGCCCUGGCCCUCAACGUGGUGGCCUGCGCCGGCCUCAUGAGACCUUUAACCCCGCCCAGGUACUACCUCCGACAGAGAGCCGCCAUCUUGGAGCAGCGGCUUCAGGAGGAGGAGCAGCAGGCGUCCAAUCAGAAGCCCCCAACCAAGGAUCAGGUCGUCACCGUGGAAACCAAAGGUCUGAUGAGGAGGAGGAGGAGCGUGUUCAGCUGCACCGCCUAUGUUACGGUGAUAAAGGUCAAGUUAAGACGUCGCACUCGGUGUUUGUCCUCCAUGUUGUCCCUCCUUCAGGACAGAGUGCUCAUGGCGUCGUGCAUCACCCUCUUCUUCUACAGCUUCGGUAGCUAUCCACCUCUGCUCUUCCUGGAGGACCUGGCCCGGGGCUCCUCCAUGACGGAGGACGCUGCCUCCGCCUCCACCUCCCUGGUCUCUCUGAUGUCUGUUGGUUGCUGUGUGGGAAAACUAAGUCUGGGCAUCAUGGCCGACGUCCCCCGGGUGGACAGUGUCCUCCUGUACACCCUGACGGUGGGAGUGAGUGGAAUCUGCGUCCUGAUCAUCCCCUACAUCAGGUCGUAUCUGGGCCUCCAGCUCCUGUCCCUGGUCCUGGGUUUCCUGAGUGGGAACUGGACUCUGGUGCCAUACGUGAUCAGUCAGGUGGUCGGUCCGGAGAAGCUCGCCGAGGCUCAUGGGAUUCUCAUGUUCUUCGGAGGCUUCGGCAUCAUGUUGGGUCCUCCUGUCGUAGGUGGUUUCUACGACAUCUGUGAAUCGUACAACGCCGCCUUCUUCAUCACCGGAGGUUUCAUGAUGGCCACCAGCAUCGUCCUCUUCCUCGCCGCCGUCCUCCCACGACCACAAACCCGUCCCCCUCCUCCUCCUCCACAGAUCAGCUGCCACGUUACCACGGUGACAAGCUGACGGAACAAAUCCGAAUCCUGGAUCAGAAUUAAGAUUGAAAUUAGACUUUUACACUGUGUUUACAUGAAGGCGUUGGACGUCUCUGCCUGGAAGACAAAACUCAGGGUAGCAGGUUUUUGAGUUCAGGUAUUUUCUUGGUGCUAAGCUGAAAUAAAAUGGCCGAAUAAACUUCACUGUGACUGUAAAACUCAGCUAACGAACCCCGAAAAGUCAUAGAUGGAGAAUGAGGAAUUAUGAGAUGAACUCUGUGAGACAAUCAGGACUGACAGUUCAAAUAUACCACAGUCUGAUGUGACCUGAACGCAGCGUUAAGGUCCAGCUGCAAGUUACUUCAUUUGUACCUGCAGGUAAACUUGGCUUGUGGUUUGAAGCACGGCAUCCAUCGCAAUCAAAACCAGACACAUGAACCAAGACGACAACUAA